This is a messenger RNA of Anoplopoma fimbria (sablefish), 1542 nucleotides long. RefSeq names its product cholinergic receptor, muscarinic 4a (gene chrm4a). Gene Ontology annotation, biological process: G protein-coupled receptor signaling pathway, coupled to cyclic nucleotide second messenger; chemical synaptic transmission; adenylate cyclase-inhibiting G protein-coupled acetylcholine receptor signaling pathway. Gene Ontology annotation, molecular function: G protein-coupled acetylcholine receptor activity; G protein-coupled serotonin receptor activity. Gene Ontology annotation, cellular component: synapse; plasma membrane; dendrite. The transcript is spliced from 6 exons. NCBI's taxonomy places the organism in Eukaryota, Metazoa, Chordata, Actinopteri, Perciformes, Anoplopomatidae. The coding region runs from base 43 to 1542 and encodes 499 amino acids. The record is from RefSeq and is a predicted model, not a curated record.
GUCAUCCAAUCAGCUGACCUGUUUUCCAACACCUCCUGCAACAUGUCCUCCAAUGAUUCAACAUUCUGCUCUCUUGUGGACGAAGAAGCGAGGGCAGGGAGCCCGUAUAAGGCCCUGGAGAUGUUUUUCAUUGCACUGGUUACUGGAUCUUUGAGCUUUGUGACUGUCACGGGGAACAUUUUAGUUAUGCUUUCCAUCAAAGUAAACCGCCACCUACAAACUGUCAAUAACUAUUUCUUAUUUUCAUUAGCAUGCGCUGACUUGAUCAUCGGUGCUUUCAGCAUGAACUUGUACACCGUCUACAUCAUCGUUGGCUACUGGCCACUCGGGCCGGUGGUCUGUGACCUGUGGCUAGCUUUAGAUUAUGUUGUUUCAAAUGCCUCAGUGAUGAAUUUAUUGAUCAUAAGCUUUGAUCGAUAUUUCUGCGUGACCAAACCCCUGUCGUAUCCGACAAGGAGGACAACCAAGAUGGCAGGGCUGAUGAUUGCAGCAGCGUGGAUCCUGUCGUUCAUCUUGUGGGCUCCCGCCAUCUUGUUCUGGCAGUUCAUCGCUGGACAGCGAACAGUGCCACCUGGAGAGUGUUACAUUCAGUUCCUUUCGAACCCUGCAGUGACGUUUGGGACCGCUAUAGCAGCAUUCUAUCUUCCUGUCAUCAUUAUGACAGUCCUGUACAUCCACAUUUCCCUUGCCUCCAGGAGCAGGGUCUCCAAACACAAACCAGAGAAGAAAGAGAAGAAAGGAAUAAAAACUCCCAGCUUGAUGAAGAGUCACCUGUUAAAGCAGAACAAUAACAAUGAGACCAGUCCUCAGGCCAGUCCCCGCUCUACUCCCAAAGUCAGUCUAGACUCAACUACCACUGCAGUGGAGGCUGUGAAGAAUGGCAGAGUGGAGGAACCAAAACCUCUUCAGGCUCAGGCACAGCCCAGCCCAGGACCCACACAGGAAAAAGAGAGCUCCAACGAUUCGUCCACAGCUUUUAUUCCCCCCACAGAACCAAAGGACAACACCAACAACCAGGUGAUAUCUGAGGCCGCAACGAAUCCCAUCCCAGUCGCCGCGACAACUGCCAAACCUGCAGUCUCCAAGAUCAACUCCUCGAGGUGGUCCAAGAUAAAGAUCGUAACGAAGCAGGCCGGGGACGAAUGCAUCACAGCUAUAGAGAUCGUCCCCCCUGUAGAGGGAGCCGAGAGGCAUUCAAUCCCAAUCAGCCGUCCUAGGACUGUGGCAAGAAAGUUUGCAAGCAUUGCUAGAAGCCAAGUGAAGAGGAAAAGACAGAUGGCUGCCAGAGAAAAGAAAGUGACCAAGACUAUCUUCGCCAUCCUGCUGGCUUUCAUCAUCACAUGGACGCCGUACAACGUCAUGGUGUUGAUCUCAACCUUCUGCCAGUCGUGCGUCCCCGACACCGUGUGGGCUAUCGGCUACUGGCUGUGUUACGUCAACUCUACUAUCAACCCGGCUUGUUACGCGUUGUGCAACGCCACAUUCAAGAAGACAUUCAAGAACCUGCUGCUGUGCCAGUAUAAAAAUAUAGGUACAAGAUGA